Molecule: messenger RNA, 828 nt
Organism: Pistacia vera
Lineage: Eukaryota; Viridiplantae; Streptophyta; Magnoliopsida; Sapindales; Anacardiaceae
Exons: 2
Coding region: 1-828 (275 amino acids)
Source: RefSeq, a predicted model, not a curated record
AUGGCUCAAUCACAAUCACAAAACCAGAAUCACACCCCUGCAGCAAUCAACUAUGUUGUUACACCUUCAGUUGUUCAGGAUGCAGCAUGGUACAUGGAUUCUGGAGCAACAGACCAUGUAACCUCUGAUUUUGCACAAUUAAUAGUAAGCACUAGCUACACUGGAAGUGAGCAGCUCCAAGUGGGAAAUGGGAAUACUCCUCAGUUGAUUCAAGAAACUAUACAGAAGCUCAACACUCAAUUUCCCUUGAAGAUUCUUGGAUCUUUAAAGUAUUUUUUAGGCUUUGAAGUCACACGAAAUGCAUUUGGCCUAUACAUGAAUCAAGAAAAGUAUGCAAAGGACAUUCUAAUCAAAACCAAAAUGGUUGAUUGCAAACCAUGCUCUGCACCAAUGGCAGUAGGCACUAAACUGACCCCAGAUGACAAUGAAUUAUUUGAUAAUCUUGCACUUUACAGGAGUACCAUUGGAGCCUUACAAUACCUUGUACUAUCCAGACUAGACAUUGCCUAUUCUGUCAAUAAACUGAGUCAAUUUUUAAAGCCUCCAACACAGUUACAUUGGCAGGCUUGUAAGAGGCUACUCAGAUAUAUUGAAAGGACUUCUAAUUAUGGAGGUCAUUUCACCAAGAGUCAUCGGUUUCAUCUGGAGUGUUUUACUGAUGCUGACUGGGCCAGCAGCCCAAAUGACAGAAGAUCAACAAGUGGUUGUUGUGUGUUCCUUGGCCCCAACUUAAUUCAGUGGCACUCUAGAAAACAGAAAGUUGUUGCUCUGUCAUCUAUUGAAGCAGAGUAUAGAGCCCUUGCACAGGGUUUAACUGAGCUUGCCUAG